Messenger RNA from Malassezia sympodialis ATCC 42132, 1755 nucleotides. RefSeq lists its product as uncharacterized. NCBI's taxonomy places the organism in Eukaryota, Fungi, Basidiomycota, Malasseziomycetes, Malasseziales, Malasseziaceae. The record is from RefSeq and is a predicted model, not a curated record.
AUGCGGAUACUUUGGCUACUUUCGCUGAGCACGUUCUUAAUCUAUGCUCAUGCUUGGGAAUCAAACAUGACCGCGGCGCACGAUGCACGCACACUCCUUGUAGAUGAGCAAACGCACUAUAUCAGCUCAGUGGCGACAGUCGAUGAAGAUCACAACGCUAUACUCGCAUAUGAAUACUUUGCGCCCUGUUUCGAGGGAGAGUAUGCAGCAGAUCUUUUGUACCUUGUACUUCCCGUAUCGCAGCUGUGGCGGCAUGUUCUAGCUGCGAGCCCGAUGUCCGCCACCGUGGGCGUGGCCUCGAGCCCUAAUUCGGAUGACGUCGACCUGCGGCAUGCGAACGUUUCGCGUGCAGGUCGAGUUCAGUGGGAGCCUGCACGCCCCAUGUGGCGGCGCGGCAUGGCGUCCAAGAACCGUCUGACUAUGUACGGUACAAUGCAUCGCCUCACGACAGAGACUACCGACUUGGACAAACUUGCCGAGUGCUUUGUGGCGCAUCACGAGGAUGCACGUAUGUGGCUCCCUGGAUCCAAAGAGAGUCCUCAUACCGCCUUCUGGAUGCGGUUCUCGCCGUCGUCCGUGUACUACGUGGGCGGCUUCGGUGACGAACACUUUAUUGGUGACCUGGACAUGAAAGCAUUCCGUGAGGCUCGAGACCGUGAUGUGAUCUGUGCGAGGCCACACCCUCCGCGCUGGCCAUCGGCCGAGGCGAACGGCCUGAAGGGCCGAUGUCCGUACGGCGUCAGUGGAACGUGUCGUACGUCUGGCAGCUUAUCGACGUCGCUCAUGAGCGUGGCUGCUGCGAAUGCGGCGACGUCAGUGACUGCCAAAGCGGCAGUCACACUGGUUCCCAUCAUUACAUUAGUUAUCGUGGGACUCGGCUCGCUUAAGGCGGCGGCACUGAUGCCAUUGGCCUUCCUCCCAACUGCUGCUCUGUACUGGUGGUGGGUGCGUGUCAAUCGCAUGAAUCCCGAAAACCGCGGAGAGUUAGAGCCGCUUAUCUGGACGUAUCUGAUUGUUGGUAUCGGUGGGACCUUCGCGCUCAGCGUCGCUCAGCUGAGUCUCUACUUUGUGCUGGUAUCGGUAACCAUGGGCCCAAGGGCGAGCGAGUACUGGACCGAAUUCCUGCGCGGCACCGUCGAGGGACUUUCAACGGAACAAAGGCAGCGCCGCUUCGAAAUGGCAAGCUCAUGGCAGCACUGGAUGCUCACGUUCCUCUUCUCCUACGUUAUGGCUGGUGGGUUUGAAGAGCUGCUCAAGUACAUGCCCGUGCUGUACGCGCGAAGACGCGACCGACAGUACAAAACAAGACGCGAUCUCGCCUAUAUCGACUAUGCGCUUGCUGGAGCCUUGAGCCUUGUGACCGUGGAGUGUAUCGGGUACAUCUCCGAUACAUGUGCAAGUGGCAUCCAAGGAUGGGCCGAGCCUCUGGUGACGCUCAUACAGCGGCUCGUGGCUGGUACCCUGGGACAUGUACUUGCAUCACUAUUGACGUCUUUGCGUGCGGUGCGCAGCGAAUUUUACGGGCCGCCCAUGUCCUGGAUCCGCAUCAUUGCGCCAGCCGUUGUAUUGCACGGCACGGCAAAUAUGGCUGUCUUUGUCAGCUGCACUAUGCAAGGCCAUGUUGGCUGGGUCCAUCCCACAGAGAUGAUCUCUAUUGUGGGGCUAUAUGGCAAUUACUUUUGUGUUGUGGGUCUCGUCGCCUUUAUGGUAUGGCGAGAGUACAAAACGCUCAAUGAGCACAUACCCAAGCAGUAG